Molecule: messenger RNA, 3588 nt
Organism: Saccostrea cuccullata (small rock oyster)
Lineage: Eukaryota; Metazoa; Mollusca; Bivalvia; Ostreida; Ostreidae
Product: 45 kDa calcium-binding protein-like
Exons: 6
Coding region: 99-1142 (347 amino acids)
Biological process (GO): calcium-ion regulated exocytosis
Cellular component (GO): endoplasmic reticulum
Molecular function (GO): calcium ion binding
Source: RefSeq, a predicted model, not a curated record
UUUCACAUUGAAUAGAUGGCGCUGUAAUCGAUCUAUGUACGCAGAAACAUUUUGAUGAGAGAUAUACACGACUCAAAAAAUCAUAAGUCGUCAAAAAGAUGUUUAAAUUAGUGACAGUUGCUUUAUUUACAUUAGUUCAAGUUACUGUUUACUGCAGACCAAGAGCUAAAAGCCUUGAUGUCGUUGAACAAUCCAUUUCAUCUGUAAAAGUCGAUGCUGAAAAAUUGCUCCCUCCUGACCACGUCGAUGCCUUAAAGUUUGAGAAAGAUGGCCACAUAAAUAAAGAUUAUCGCAAAGAAAUAUUCCUCGGCAACCACGAAGAAAUGGAUGACGAUCCAAUAGAAAUAGCAGAGGCAAAACUAGUGGACAUUUUUCACAAGAUAGAUGUAGAUGCUGAUGGGUAUUUAAGUGACAGUGAACUGGAGCAAUGGAUCCUGGACAGAAUUAACGCCCACAUGGAUGAAGCAGUGGAGGAGAAUGAUGCUGUCUUUAAACAUUUGGACCCUGAUGGAGAUGGCUUUGUAGAAUGGAAGGAAUAUUACAAACAUUUCUUACUGGCAAAGGGACAUGGGGUCAAAGAAACUGAAAAAUACCUAGAAGACUAUGAUACUGAUAUACUAAAAGAGGAUGAACGAGAUCAGCUUGUACGAUACAAAUUUAAAUGGACAGAUGCUGACAUUGAUCCCAUUGAUAAUAAACUGGACAAAAAGGAAUUUUUCAGCUUCCGUCACCCAGAACAAAGCCCUCAAUUGGUGGAAAACAUGAUCAUGUCAAUAAUUAAUUCCUUAGAUGAGGAUAAAGAUGGUAAUCUGACACUGAAGGAGUUUAUGACAAACCCUGAUGAAAUGAUGCAGGAAGAGGGGUCAGAGAAAGAGAGGGAGGAGGAGAGAGAGGUCCGAAAGAGGGAAUUUGUAUCAGCCAUCGAUAAAAAUAAAGAUGGAAUAGCCACAAAACAGGAAUUAAUUGAUUAUAUGAAUCCCAGAAAUCCACAACAAUCCAAACAAGAAGCCAACAACCUAGUCUCCUUAAUGGAUGAUGAUAAAGAUGGAAAACUGUCCCUAAAAGAAAUCAAGAACCAUAAAGAUGUGUUUAUAAGUAGUAAAAUUGUUAAUGUGAAAAGGGUGCUACAUGAUGAAUUUUAAUCUGUUUUAGAAUGAUAUAUUUUUGUUUACUUCUGGAGAUAAAGAUCUGCCUGUGAUACACGUAAAGAAAAACGUGUUUGUUGUAUGGAUCAUGGUGAUUUGUCUGUUACCGAUACUUGUUUGAACAAAUGAUUUUGUACAGUAGGUAUGUACAUGCAUAAUAAGUUUCUAUGGGCUAGGAAUGUCUUUGAUAAUCAUGCAAAAAACUUGUGCUUUUCAUUUAAGAAUCCAAAGAAUGAUUUUUCCAGAUGUUUUUAUGUUUGGAAAUUUUUAUAGAAAUAAUGAAUAGAUUAUGAUUGUUACAAUGCAAUGUGCCAUGAUGAAAACAAAAAAUUAUGUGACAAAUGCGUUCACUUAAUGUAUCCAGGUUUUUUUUCCUUCAAUUAUGUUAUUAUUAACUUUAUAGGUUAAAAAUGUAAAUUAAUAUAAUACAAGCUUUGUCAGAAUGUUUUCUGGCUUUUAGGGGUAUUAAUUUUCUACUUCCCCACUAGUUUUUUUUUUUUUUACUGUGCACCAUUAAUAAAAUCAAGUUAUCAUGACCAUUCAAAAGGAGAAAAAAAAAACAAGAUUAAAAAUCAAAUUCUUGCUUGUGCACAACUUUAUAUGCUAUGUUUUUGCUUUUUUUUUUAUUGAAGUACAAAGAGCUGAAAGUGAAGAUAAACAUAUCAUUUUUUCUAAAGAUUACAAAAUUAUGAUUAUUUUACACACAUGUAUAUAAUCCACAAUUAAUGACUAGUCAGUAGAAAAAUAGAAAGUGUGCAUUUAUUCAGUAUCAAAAUAUUUACUAUCCAUAUAAUAAAAUAUUUAUUGCUUGAAUUUAUUUGUAAGCAUGAAUGUAUUAGUCUAUUGCCAUCUGUUUAAAAAAAUGUUAAGUUGCCUUCUCCUGAUUGAGAAUAAAAAAUUGGUAAGGUAUGUAAGGGAUUUUUUUUUUGUUAAAAAACACAUGCAAAUAUGAAGUUAAAAUAGUUAAAAAUGGAAUAAGAAAACUUAGAAAUGAAUAAAAAUACAAUUGUUUCCUAUAGGUAAAAAAAUGUUUUGAGUCGGGCCAAUUUUGGUUUAUUUGGAGAGGGAAACCAAAGAUUUUUUUUAAAACUUAAGAUAGCCUUGUAGCAGCUACUAAUUUUGAUUACCGGUAUUUAUUCUGUACAUUCCAAUAUAAUUAUACUAUAUUAGUCCCCUUCCCAUGAUACUUGAGUGAACUCAAAUGUUUCCUCUUGUCUUCUGUCUUUCAGUUGAUCUGUCCUACUUGCAUGGUUUUUCCCCAUUGCUUGCAAAUGGUGAGCUUAUUUUUGGUGUAUGAGCCUUUGUGUUAAUGAGCUACAGAUCAAGUGCCCAUUUUCCUUCUGCUUUGAUCAUCAUAGAAAGAAUGAUCUGUAUUGUUUUUAAAUGUAAAUACCCACAGAAUGCUUGUUUGUACUUGUAUUUAUAAGUUAAUUUAACAAAGAGGUAGAGAAAGAUGUAUUAUCGAUAUUACUGGUACGUGUACAGAAAUUACAGAUUGUUCGGGAUAUACCAGUACAUGUAUUCAUUUAAGGAAUAACUUUCUUAUUUUUCGAUUUCAUGAUGUGAUCAAUCGAUUGGCUUGCGUGAUAAUUUGCAUAAACGCCGAAGGCAUAUUUUAGGUUAAUUUUUUUUAUUAGCUGUACCAAGAAAAAAUAACAGAAGUUUUGAUAUGUGAUGCCUACGUUAAGUUUUGUACUGACUAAUUUCUUGAUGAAAAAUAAUGAAUGCAAGAAAGGAUUAACAAGAUUAGGUUGAAAUACAUAUAGUUACAUAUAUAUACUGGAUUUGAUGCUUGAUGUAGAUCAAUGAUCGUGAAUUGUCACAUGUCCAAAUGUAGGUUGUGACAUCAAAGCUAGUCACUUCUUCAUAUUUAUUGAUUAUUUGUUUGUUUUAUUUCUAAUAAUAUAGGAAAAAUACUCAAUGCUAGACAAAUCCCUUUUUAUUUUUGAAGAUUAAACAAAAAAAAAAUUGUUUGAUAUGAUAUUAAUGAAGUGCAUGAUCCUGUAAUUUAAGUUGGAUAUGAACUGUGCCUGAAAUCAUAAAAUCAACAAUGAUAAUAGCAGUUAUACCACUUAAUGCCACACAGAUUUCUAACUUGUACAAAAUUGGAACACAGCCCUUUAUCAAUUUUUCAUUCACAUCUCUGAUGUUUAUCUUGAAUUUUAUGAAAAUUUGCUUAAUGAACAUUCAUUCGUUGAUUUUAAUUCAUUGGAAUUGUUUUUUGGAAAUUUUAAAUGAAUACAAGAUUAGUGAUUAGUAUGUGUGAGUUUAAUAGAUGUGUAUUGUUAUCCCUUCACAGUCACUGAAAUCAAAUCCCCUGUACCCAUAUUUUAACUUUUUAUAUUCUUUGUUAGACUGUUAAAAGUUUAUUUCAUUUUUUCAACAGAAAUCCAUUAGCUUAUAAUCUUUAUAAGAUUGUGAUUAAAUAAACCAUUCUAUUGGU